AUGUUUCCGUAUGUGACGAUCAAAAUUGCGACGCGAUACUCGAGCUUCUGUCUGUACAAAGGCAGUGGUUGCAUUCGUUGCAACUUUGUCAGCAUUCCUUCAAGUCACCGGGGAAAUCGUGAGGCUGACGAGGAAGCUGCGCCAAAGGAGGUUAAAUGCUUUCAUGAAGAAGCCUCCAUCUUCGCCACUCUGCUCUGUUCGUUCCAUGAAAGGGUCCAUGGUACAGGUGAGAGCCUGGAUGCGAAGCAUAAGUCGAAAACGGCCAAAUUGGUUGUUCGGAUAACGGACCAGUGCAGAUUUAUAUGCGGAAGGGUUUACACACUUGUAAGGAAGUUCGCCGAUAUCCAUGGAAGCCAUGAUACAAGCCUAGCGACCCUUUGGGCGCGUGUGCAGUGGGCAAUCCAGAAACCCGACCUGGAGGCCAUGAGACUUUUGAUGAACAGUGCUAAAGCCACCGUAACCCUCCUCCUUCAACUCUUCACUCUAGAUGAGGUUGGUCCAACUUGCAACUACGAUCCUGUCGCUAAACGAUGCAGUGUUGUCUGGCUCGAUCAACUGAAGAACAUGACAGAGGCAGCGAAGCAGGCAAGGAAGGAACUGAAGGAUUACAAAGAGAAAUGGUUCAUUUUGGAGGAUUCGACAUCAGAGGAAUGCGACAUAAUGGCGUCAACUACCAGGGAAAUAGAGAAAUUCGUUGUGAAUACAAUCAAAUCACAACGCCGGGCCCAGGAAAGCAGACAAAUUCCGAGAGACAGACGUCCUCCCCGGCACCCAAGCCCGCCAUUAAGUCUAGAUGAAAACACCGCGGAAAUGGCAGUAGUACCACUGGUAGUGUCAACCCACGACGACCGCGAACGCGGCCAAGGCUUGACGCUAGCUAGGCCGAGUGAAGUACCGAGGUCCAAUAACCAACGACCUCUGAGCGUUGGUGAGUACCCCUCAACCCCGCCACGACGAAGGAGGUGCCGGCAUGAGGUAUUCGGUAUGAGGCUUCGCGACGACGGGACACAAGUCUCCGAGGGGUAUGGAGAGUGGCCCCACGAUGUUCACGGGUCCAAAACCAGCUUCACCGACUCCGUGGGAAACACAGACGUCGAGCGACAGGCAGGACGUCGAGCACACUUCUCUGCAGAAAAGGACAGGCAGAGUAAAGAGCAUCAGAGCGGCGGUGAUGCAGUCCUCGACGGGGCAGGGGCAGCUGAGGAUGAAAGCAAAGUCAUGCCGCAACCGCUCAGUCCUCUGGUAGAAGAUGAAGGCAAACACAUCCCAAUUCUGGGAAAGGACAUCCAAGCGGCGAGCAGGACUAUCCACGGGCGAGCGGUUGCAGGUCUGACGACGGAAGCCCAGGGCCAUAUGUACCCAUGGCUCCAUUCGGCGGCGACGGCAGCAGAAGACGACCACGAAGACCACGCCCUCCCUCACCCGUGGAGUAGUAUCUACGCCUAG
Pseudomassariella vexata is the source of this 1446-nucleotide messenger RNA. RefSeq lists its product as uncharacterized. Bases 1 to 1446 code for a protein of 481 amino acids. NCBI's taxonomy places the organism in Eukaryota, Fungi, Ascomycota, Sordariomycetes, Amphisphaeriales, Pseudomassariaceae. The transcript has 3 exons. The record is from RefSeq and is a predicted model, not a curated record.